AUGGGGUCCUCUCAAUCCAUAUUAACUACCUUGGAGACUGUAUUAAAGCAGAGGAAUAUCAAGGUUGACAGAAAGACGUUACGGAGCUUUGUCAAGGAGGUCGAUCGUGUGGCACCCUGGUAUGCCCUUUCUGGCUCUCUCACCCUGGCAUCAUGGAAUAAGUUGGGGAGGGAUCUUGAUCGACACCUAGAGCAGCAAAGAGACCUAAGGAUAGGGACCAAGGCAGUAUGGAAACUAGUGAAGAACUGUAUUGAGGAUGAAGCUUGCCAGGCGGCCGUUGUAGAGGGUCAGGCCAUUCUCGAGGUAACCCAGGAUAGCAUGUCAGAAACCGAACAACUGGAGGCACUGAACCUCGGCAGCUCCGCCAGUUCUGAGUCUUCUGAUUCCGAACAAGACUCUCUAGGCCCUGGAGAUGAGACAGAACUAGAAGAAGAGGCUACAAAGUACGAGGCGGAGAGAUAUCACCCGGAUGGGGAGUUUUUCUCUAAACUGCUACCCAAGGGCAAGGCCUCAGCAAAAGCGAUAGCAACUCCAUCUGCUCCGCCUAUGCCGCUCUCUCCCCCCCCUUAUGAAGGGCAUUUACAUAGUUUCUCCUUUUUACCUGAAAAAAUUAGAAGAAAGGUCCAUCUCACCUUCCCCGUUUUCGAAGUAGAGAAUGGAGGGCGGGUACAUACUCCGGUUGAGUAUAAACAGAUAAAAGAAUUGGCAGAAUCGGUUCGUAAUUAUGGACCUAAUGCCAACUUUACUAUUAUGCAGAUAGAAAGGCUUGCCUUGGAUCCCCUAACUCCUGCCGAUUGGCAGAUGGUGGUGAAGGCAGUAUUACCAAAUAUGGGGCAAUAUAUGGAAUGGAGAGCAUUAUGGCAUGAGGCUGCCCAGUCACAGGCGAGGGCUAACGCCAUAGCACUCACCCCAGAGCAGAGAGAAUGGAAUUUCGAUCUGCUUACAGGACAAGGAGUCUAUGCUGUGAACCAAAUUAAUUACCCUUGGGGCGCAUAUGCUCAAAUAGCCACCCUGGUAAUUAGGGCAUGGAAGUCACUUACGCAGAAAGAGAAGGCAGGUGGACAACUUACCAAGAUUAUACAACAACCUCAGGAGCCAUUUUCCGAUUUUGUGGCAAGGAUGACGGAAGCGGCAGGAAGAAUUUUUGGAGAUACAGAGCAGGUUAAGCCGUUGAUAGAACAGCUCAUCUUCGAGCAGGCUACACAAGAAUGUAAAACAGCAAUUGCCCCUAGGAAAGGAAAAGGUUUGGAUGAUUGGCUCAGGGUAUGCAGAGAACUCGGAGGACCGCUUACUAAUGCAGGCUUGGCGGCUGCCAUUCUUCAAUCACAAAGAAAGCCGACGGGCUUCAAGGAUCGGAGGCUCUGUUUUAAUUGUGGAAAGCCAGGGCACCUAAAAAAAGAAUGUCGAGCUCUAAAAAAGGGUCAGGAUACUAUCUGUGCCAGAUGUGGGAAAGGCUACCAUAAGGCAAGCCAAUGCAGAUCCAUAAGAGACCUUAAGGGCAAUCUCCUUCCCCCCCCGUAA
This is a messenger RNA of Mesocricetus auratus (golden hamster), 1521 nucleotides long. RefSeq names its product igE-binding protein-like. The transcript has 2 exons. Lineage: Eukaryota; Metazoa; Chordata; Mammalia; Rodentia; Cricetidae. The record is from RefSeq and is a predicted model, not a curated record. Gene Ontology annotation, biological process: viral process. Gene Ontology annotation, molecular function: zinc ion binding; nucleic acid binding; structural molecule activity. Bases 1 to 1521 code for a protein of 506 amino acids.